AUGGAGGGCAAAUCGGCAAUCACCAAGCAGCAGCUUCAGAAUCAUCCGACUCCGGCUGGAACUUGGGUGGACUAUUUUCCUUCCAACAUACGUCCUUACUUGUAUCUAGUACGAGCUGACAGACCCGCUGGAACACUUUUGCUAUUCUAUCCAUGCGCAUGGUCGGUCACCAUGACCUGCUACGCGCUCAGUGUGCCGAUCGCGACGGCGUGGACCUAUGUUGGAUUUUUCCUUCUAGCCUCCCUCGUGUUUCGCUCCGCUGGGUGUGUGAUAAACGAUAUGUGGGACAAGAACAUUGACGCUGCUGUUUCACGAACACGCACCCGACCCUUGGCAGCGGGUGAUCUCACGAGAUCCCAAGCGUUCAUCUUCCUUAUUCCGCAGUUGGCCCUCGGUGUCUGGCUGUUCAUGCAGUUGAAUGCAUACAGGUCUGUCAUCUCGCAUUUAUUAUUAUUUCUCUAUCUCACGAUUCUUGGGCUCUCUUCCCUUGGUUUGGUCGUCUUGUAUCCUGCCAUGAAGCGGGUAACCGACUGGCCACAAGCUGUGCUUGCCAUGUGCUUCAACUGGGGAGCACUCUUGGGGGCAGCUGCUGUUGCUGGAGCAGUUGAGUGGAAGGUAUAUAUACCUCUAUAUGUCGGUGCUGCAUGCUGGACAAUCGAGUAUGAUACUUCUUACGCCCGUCAAGACAUGGAUGACGACCUCAAAAACGGCAAUCACUCGACCACGAUUGUUUUUGGAGACAGGAUCCGGCCUAUUCUCUUGAUGUUCUCUUUCGUCGCCUGUUCUCUGGUGGCGUACGCCGGAAUCCUCAAUGGACAUGGCUUCCCAUAUUUCAUUGGUGUGGCCCUUGGGGCACUUCACCUUCUCCGACUCAUCGCCAGGAUUGACUUCAACAACAAGGAGAGUUGCAAUGCUAGUCUCCUCAACAAUGCUUGGUUUGGGUUCUGGGUUUGGGCGGGAGCUAUGACCGACUAUCUUUUGAAGAUGCAGUUAGAUAUACUGUAA
Molecule: messenger RNA, 1005 nt
Organism: Suillus paluster
Lineage: Eukaryota; Fungi; Basidiomycota; Agaricomycetes; Boletales; Suillaceae
Product: UbiA prenyltransferase family-domain-containing protein
Exons: 6
Coding region: 1-1005 (334 amino acids)
Biological process (GO): ubiquinone biosynthetic process
Cellular component (GO): mitochondrial inner membrane
Molecular function (GO): 4-hydroxybenzoate polyprenyltransferase activity
Source: RefSeq, a predicted model, not a curated record